UUUUUAUCAUGCUCAUGGCGUAAUAGUCUAUCGUGGUUGUAUAUAUCUGCUAGCGGAUGCGUAUCAGAAAGGAAUGACGACAUUCAAGUUCUUAAAGCAUGGGUUAAUCCGCCUAAAUUCUCUCGAAUAUUCACAAUUGUUACAGCAUGGCCUCUUUACUCAUGCAAAAAAUCCCCUUUGGUGAACAACGUAAAGGACAAGCGUCGGUCGUUUUUCAAUUUACCCGUCUUGUAUCGUCAACUUAAUCGGUGAAUGUUAGCGACGACAAUUCUCUCUUCAAGAAUGGCGAACCCAGGCUUCUGAUGUACUCUGCCUCAACCUUUACGCAAAGCUUCUUCAUCAAACAUUUUUUUGUCUCAUAAAACCAACUAAGUUAAGGCAAGUGCGGUGUUUGAAGAGUCCGCCAUCAAAUAGUAUUCCUUUUCACGAUUAGUGACCCGCACGUUGAAAGAAUCUACGUCGGCCACCAUUGGCUGAAUGUAUUUUGUACAUAUGACUCAUUUUGCUUAUUUAGCAGGUGUUUCGUUGAAGAUAAUUAAAAAUAAAAAUAUGUGAUCUCAAUGCGGCGUGUGUGUCGAUGAUGUAACUCGGUAAAAAUUUAUGUAAACAUCGGCUGGUUUUUUUUUGUGCGUUUAUAAAACUCCCUGGCGAGUUUUCUGGGUUCUUUGGAAACAGUUUGAAAGGAUUCUGGCCGAAGUGAAUGUGCUUUGUACGCUCGAGAAAGAAGCAAAGUUGAUUCCAUUGAUUGAUCAUCUUGUACCUAUUCAUGCAUCUUACGCUCAGGACAGUAGUCGAGGAAACACGGUGAUCUGUCUUAAAGCAGAUGGUCGUGAAGAAACAUCGUUGGAUCUACAAAUUCUUAUACCCGAAAGCCAAUUGAAGAAAUGCUCGGAGUGUUAUGUACAAUGGAAGGAUAUUCAAAGUGGAAAAGUUUGGGCUUUGAAUUUCUUGUCGGAACAAGAGGCACUGGAGUUCCUUUCUUUUUGUGAGGAUUCGCCUCUGAACAUAUCUUCCGGAAUAAGUAGCCAAUCGUUGAACCGAAAAUCUACAUCAAGCUCGUCGCUCAACCAGAAAGAUCUUCAUUAUAAAUCUAUUUCAAAAGAUUAUUCUUCGCAAUCUCCCAAUUAUAGUCCCAACAUGCCUCAUAGGGAGACGUUCUUCAAUAGUUUACCGCGGAAGUCCUCUCGAAGUCGAUGUAAAGGGGAAACUGGGACCGAUAGUGGCGUGGGCGACGAGGACAUGCAUGAACGCGCCCGCGAUGAUUUGGGUAUCACAGAGAUAAGCUAUUUCCGAGAAAUGGAGGUAUUUCACAGUCCUCGAGGCAACAACUUUUUGCAUCAAGAAAAUACAAGAAUCGAUGAAAAUGUGCGCUGUGAGACGACGGAUAGUAUUUUUUCCGGCGGUCUUCGUAAAUCUGGAUGGUUGUCCAUGAAGCAUCUCUUGAUACGUGGUCGGGGUGGAAGGGUCGAACAGGCCAACAACAGAAAGUGGAAGAACUACUGGGUGAUCUUGAAGGACGAGGAGCUGAACCUUUGUCAAUGUGACGAGAAAGAUGCGGGGGCUAUAGACAUGCGCAGUCCGAGUGUUGUCGUCAAGAUUGGCGGCUGUCUGGUUCAAGCUAUUCCAGAACACGUGAAACUUGAGAAUGUUUUUGGCCUUAGUACGAAACAUGGAGACGCCUAUUAUUUUCAGGGUUCAUGCCACUCGGAAGUUGACGGCUGGAUCUCCAGCAUUCAUUCAGCAUCCGCUGUGCAGUUUUCCGGCAGGCGCAACCAGGAACAGACCAGUUCGCUUCUCAUUUCGAGGCUGCAGAAGGUUCACGAAAGCAUGGAGUCGGAUUGCAAGAUCAAAAAGAUGGCCGAGCUGCAGUUGACUGUUGUCACUGAUCCCAAGAAUAAACAAGUCAUUACAGAACAGAUCGCAAAAUGGGAGCAGAAUUUUGAGAAGUUAAGCCUUGAUUACUACCGACUACAGUGUUACCUGUCAGCGGUCUCUGGACGCGCACCUCCAAAUCCCCAAAAUGUCCUCACAUCAGUAUCAAAAAGUACUAAGCAGAAUAUGUCACGGCUUGGAGUAUUUUCUGUCAUCUCGUUUCACUCUCUUGUUUCAUGCCGCGCAAUUACAAACUCACAUCUGGGGACUGGGAAUAGAAUCAAAAGAUCUAAAACUACUGCAGGGGGUUAUGGUCGACUGAAAUCUGCAAUUUUGUCCUCAUUAAAAAUCACGGACCCUUCGACAAGUUCGAAGAUUCGCGAAAAAUACUCUCCUAAACUAUCUCGAAAGAAUAGCGAUGCUGACCGGCCAGACGACCCGUCAAUUGUCUUGGACAUGGCAGAGUGGAACCAAAUAGGAAAUUUUCUACGCGUUGAACUUCCUGGUAAAGGAAGCACGGUCGUUUCUCUGAAGGAAGACAUGACUUUCAGAGAUGCUGUAAUUGCUGUGACCAGUAAGCGACAGUUGGAUCCCGAGAUGUAUUUCAUCAUGUUUGGAAUGGAGAAGGAUUCUCAAAUAGAGUACUACACUCCUCAAGAGCAAGCGUUUAUUGAAGACCAAAAUUUCAGUGUGUUGAAACUUUGCAAAAAAAGCGAGUUUACGGUUCAGCUAUCUCAGACGAUUGAGAGCUGUGACAUGGACUUCGGUUUGUCAGUGAAAGUCGAAGACGAACGCAUUAUAACUAGUCGCGUCCUUGAUGGAAGCACAAGUCAUUUAAGCGGAAUACUUGAAGGAGACGAGAUUUUGGCCGUAAAUAAUGCUGAAAUCAAAGACGCCUACGAAGACAUCAUUGAUUUGCAGAGUUCUCUGACAGAGCCCUUCAUUUCUUUGAAACUUCGUUCAAUGAGAGAAGAGGUUCCCGAGCAAAUAAAGAAAACAACGGAAAGCAUUAUUAGUACAUUGGUUUGCCCACCACCACCGAGAACGAGCUCGAAAGAAUAUCUUGAUCUUUCGGAACUAAUAGUUCCUCCGCCAGAUUUAGACGAUUUUUCCGACAUGAAAGGAACGUAUUCUCGCGAUUCGUUUUCUUUCGAAAAUGACUGUGCUUCAGUGAGCGAGUUGUUACAGACAGCUGAAGAGGUGACGUCGUUUUGUCGACAACACGAUUUCCUACGAGAAAUGGAAAAGCAAACUGAUCUCUCGGACGCCGAAAAAUUGCGAAGAAUCGUUCUGGAGCUCGUUCAGACGGAGAAGAAUUACCUCAAGGAUGUGCAAACGCUGCUGAAACGUUAUCUGGAGCCUUUAAAACACGAGAAAUUUUUACCCGAUGAAGAGGUCACAUCCUUGGCGGAAAAUACGUCUGAGAUUAUCGAAUUCCAAAGUGAAUUUUGUUUCGAAAUACAGCAGCUGAUCGAUGGUGAAGAAAAUUUUAACAACAUGAACGAUGUCGAAGAUUUUCAGAAUGUCAUCUAUGGCAUCGGUGAAGCAUUUCUACAAUAUGCCGACAAGUUCAAGCUGUAUAGUUCAUUUUGUGUAACGCAUUCUAGGAUUAUGCACAUGUUACAACCAGGCACCAAUGAUGCUCUAGAAGAAUUUUUGAAUGCUAGAAACCCGAAACAACAGCAUUCAAGUAAACUCGAGUCGUAUUUAAUCAAGCCAAUUCAGCGUGUGUUGAAAUAUCCUUUACUCAUGAAUGGAAUGUCGAAGCUAUUGAUUAAAGAUAGUGAGGAAUUUAACUGUCUAAAUGAAGCAAUUAAUGCCCUGGAAAAUGUCGCACGACACAUCAACGAUAUGCAAAACGUUACCGAGAGAUUUUUACCCAUCUUUCAAGACUUGGCAAAGAACACUUCAGGACUUCAUGUCUCUGAUGUUGACGUCGAUAAACUUGUUUAUCAUACCGAUGUGACUUGGUUGAAUUCACCAGAGACGUUGAAAGCCUCCAGUUUGCGAUGGAGUCCCGCUCCCACGAGAAAAAUGAAGAGCGAAACUAUUGUUAGUUGUUUUGUGUUUAAAAAGGUAGCGAUACUCGUUCAACUGGAAAAACGAUUAAAGAAGAGAGAUAAAUCGCUAAAACAAUCUCUGAGAAUAUUUGAGGAAAUCAACUUCAAGACGUUGAUACCUGUUACUUCACUAACGUUGCGUGAAAAUUCUUCGAGCGAAAAAGAUCUUUUUUGCGCUUGGGAACUUGUGGAUGUAUCUAGCUCAUCUAAUGGAAGCAGUCAAUCUGAGACCACGUAUUUGUUGGCCAGCAGAACAUCAGAAGAUAGGAACGAAGCUGUUCGAGUAAUCAAAGAAGUCAUUCGUCAAAGCAUGUUGGAAGAUUCUGAAAAUUUUAGUAAACAAAAAUCAUCAUCCUCUAACAUACUAUCAACGGAUUCCAUACAUCUUUCAUUCCCAAAUGAGCUAGUUUGUAUGCGUGCCAGAUCAUUCAGCGAAUCAACAAAGGCGAGAAGCAACACGUUGGAACGACAUUAUUCCGCUUGCGAGGUCGAUAUGCUCGGUAUGAAAAGAAGAUGACAAAUCACACAAGUAUUUCGUAUUUCUUGUGAGAAUGUUACAAGACCUUGAUGUCCGUCUUUCCUAUUAAUGAAAAUGUCGUACGACACGCGGUAAUCGCUUUGUGGCAAGACUCACUUAUGAAGAAGUAUUUGUGUUCUUAUGGUAAACUUGUCACCAAAAUGCUGAGCACUAACUCGGCCUUUAAUGCCACCACCAGUGCACCACCUACGCAUCACUUAAUUCACUACUAAUGCACCACCAAUGCCACCAACAACACCAUCAAUGCACCACCAAUGCCACCUACAACAACACCAUCAAUGCACCACCAAUGCCACCUACAACAAUACCAUCAAUGCCACCUCUGUUGAACAGUUUAUGUAUAUACACACACAGCACUUUAUACCUUGAAAGCAAUAUUCCUAGUCUUGACAUGAGCAUUUUCCUUUUUAUACAGUUGUAGUUGGAGUAAUACACCAUGAUAACAAAUACAUCCCAAUUAUUGUAAGUAAAUUUACCUUCACUAUUCACUUUAAAUACACUAAUAAAUUCAUAAAUAAGACUUAA
Molecule: messenger RNA, 4995 nt
Organism: Xenia sp. Carnegie-2017
Lineage: Eukaryota; Metazoa; Cnidaria; Anthozoa; Malacalcyonacea; Xeniidae
Product: protein still life, isoforms C/SIF type 2-like
Exons: 30
Coding region: 1138-4449 (1103 amino acids)
Biological process (GO): activation of GTPase activity; small GTPase-mediated signal transduction; positive regulation of axonogenesis
Cellular component (GO): synapse; membrane
Molecular function (GO): protein binding; guanyl-nucleotide exchange factor activity
Source: RefSeq, a predicted model, not a curated record